AUGGCUUUGUUUGGCCCUGCAUCGCCCUCGUGUGACGAGCUAGCUAGCCUUGACACAGGCGACUACAGGCCGCAGCAUGCCAAGACGAAUAGCGACCAGGCUGGUGUCAUUCCUUUCGUAACCAAGGCAAGCAGCCAAACCAUAUGUAGAUGCUCGGACUCGGGGCACAGCAACCGCCGCGAGCUAAGCCCGCCGCACGACACGCUGCUGUAGAGCGGCAAGACGAGCUUCUACACGGCGCGCGUGGAGAAGAGAGAGCGACAUUCCGGCAGAGUUGUUGCUUAGGCGGAUACCGCCAUGAGUGGGCUUGGUACCGUCAUAUUCUCGAAGGUUCUUGGGCCGGCCAACCACGGCAUUCCCGCGUCAGAGGACGAGGCCAUGCAGAGCGUGACCUUCGAUCAGGUCCACCGAUGCAAGCGCACCACCCCAUAGCUCAGGUGCUCGAGCAGUACGUCCUCACGGAUAUCAAGACGAAGAUGGGCACUCCAGGCUACACUUCGGCAACAUGAGCGACCCCGACCACGACGGUGUUGCCGUACCUUCCCCGUCUGCGAGGCUUUUUCCGAAAAGCCGUUUGCUGCGAAGGGCGGCGGCGGUAAAAACACUUGAAGGCCAUCAGCGACAUGUACGUUGCUGUUGUUUCGAUAUGUGAACCAGGCUCUGUGGCGCUGAGGGUUUUUG
Ectocarpus sp. CCAP 1310/34 is the source of this 681-nucleotide messenger RNA. NCBI's taxonomy places the organism in Eukaryota, Phaeophyceae, Ectocarpales, Ectocarpaceae. The record is from the annotation of a GenBank genome assembly.